AUGUCGGUGCCGCCGCAGCUCAUUCGCGUGAAGCGGAAGGCUACCGAGGAGGCGCCAGUCUCGUUCCUCCGCGUCCAGGAGAAUAAGCGGCACCGAAGCGAGGCAUUCGUGUAUCGACGACAAGAAGAGAAACCCAACAGCUCCCACAGCGAACCCCCCCAAUCCCAGAGGCCCAUCAUCCAUACCUCUGAGCCGCACACUCGUACCAAAGCCUCAGGGUCCCAGGCCACAGGAGCACGCGAUACGCGCACCAACAGCAGUAGCACCAAAGACAAUGCGCCCAGCCCCGAUGUAGGUGAUUUGGGUCCUAAGGCCGCUAGUGUGGCUUCCUCGCCGCGACGAUUCCAUAUGUCGAGAAAGGACAUAGUGCUUGCGGCCGCUCCUUACUCUAGCCGGACCCAUGGCGGCGUCACUAAGAAGCGCUCUGCACCUACGCUCUUCGUGGAGCGCAAGAUAAAACAGAUUACUUCGAGACCUUUCAAGAAACUGCAGUCUCUCGCUAAUGUUAUCGGAUCUGGAACCCCGUCGGCCCUGCCGGCUGAAAACAUGGAUGUGGACAAACCAGAGCUUCGGAAACUGAAGAAACCCGGAGUGGCGAAGCUCGCUAACGAGGGGGGUAGCCAGAAAUACAAGGCCGAACUACCAAAGGCCAUGACAGACAGAUGGAAGGUCGACAUGGACAAGCUAACGGACGAGAUGAACGCCUACGCCAUGGAGCAGAUUGGGCUCAACCUCCAGAAAGCUAGCGACGAACGACACGCUCAACCGUCCACGAAGGCGCAAUCUAAACUCAGGCCGAAACUGCCUGCCAAGCGAUAUGCAGAGCGCCAUCCCGAAGUACUGGCAACGGCCUCCGCGGACAGGGAUAUGAUGGACACGGACGUCGAUAUCAGCGACAGCGACGACGGCGAGUACAUUAUCGAAACCUACGAGCGCGUCCCGGCCAGCAAGUUGGGUGAGCACGUGCCACCGCAAAGUGUUGGGGUUCUUGUAUUUGAUGAAGAACCCGAUUUGGAGUACUUUUAUGGGGACGCGGCCGACAGCGAGGACGAGUGGGCCGAAGACGAAGAAGACGAGAACGCCGAGAACUACUACACGGCGGACUACCCUGAUGAGGAGGUCGCGUCGGACGACGAGUACGACCGCAACCCGUACUCAUUCCGGACGGGGAAUGCAUCAGAUCUAGAGGAAUACGACACGCGCAGUGACAACAGCGACGACGACGACACGGCGGCGCUGAGCGACCAAGAGACCCUGUCGGGCCGGUUCACAACCUACAUCGGCCGGGGCGGCCUGAGGACGAACCAUCUAUGAUGAGGUGCGCCACUGCUAAGGAUACAACAACGAGGAUGUGGCGCGGCCAAAACUACGUACGGGGCGCGGGAAACCACUCCUCGCCGCGUCCACAAUCUUCCGACUACUAAAGCGGCACGCCGGACACGCUGGCCGGGCCCUAGUGUUAGUGCGAAGGUGACACGACUCAGCGUAACCCGCUGGCACCAACAUCAACUGACAUGAGGCCCGGGGCGGAGCGAGGAAAGACAAAGGCGGCGGGACGAGGACGCACAUGUGUGUGUGCCGCAGCGGAGG
This is a messenger RNA of Durotheca rogersii, 1590 nucleotides long. RefSeq lists its product as uncharacterized. The record is from RefSeq and is a predicted model, not a curated record. Gene Ontology annotation, biological process: protein import into nucleus. Bases 1 to 1314 code for a protein of 437 amino acids. Gene Ontology annotation, cellular component: cytoplasm. The transcript has 3 exons. NCBI's taxonomy places the organism in Eukaryota, Fungi, Ascomycota, Sordariomycetes, Xylariales, Xylariaceae.